AUGUUGUGGAAAAAUCAGCAGAUGUGCGAUGAAAGCGAGCUUUCUGGGAACACCAGGCGCACAUUAAAAAGGACACUUUUAAUGGGGCUGUGGAUAUUGACAUGGCAGGUGUCCUGCCUGGCACUUAUGGCAUGUGUGGUGGAUGUUGUUUUGGCACAGAUUCGUUACAUGAUUCCCGAAGAACUGGAACACGGGUCCUUUGUUGGAAAUAUAGCGGAGGAUCUUGGACUGGACACCAACAAACUCUCUGUCCGCAGAUUUCGAAUAGUCUCUGGUGCGAAAGAGCAAUACUUGGAGGUAAAUUUAGAAAACGGCGUUUUGUUUGUGAACGAGAGAAUCGACCGAGAAGAAUUGUGCGAACAAAAUCCAUACUGCUCAUUUCAUCUCCAGAUUGUUAUUGAAAAUCCAUUAGAAUUAUACAGGGUAGAAGUUGAAAUAUUGGAUGUCAAUGACAACAGUCCUGUUUUUCAGUGGAGUGAAUUUAAUUUGGAUAUAUCAGAAUCUGCCGUUCCUGGAUCCCGUUUCCCAAUGGAAAGCGCGCAGGACUGGGACGUCGGUGACAACUCUCUCCGCUCGUAUUUGCUGAGCGUAAACGAACACUUUAUCCUAGACGUGCAGACGCGCAGCGACGGCAGCAAAUUCGCCGAGCUGAUUCUCCAGUCCCCGUUAGACCGGGAGCAGCAAAAGACUCAUCUCAUGGUUCUAACAGCUGUGGACGGGGGCGCACCAGAGAGGUCGGGGACUGCGCAAAUAAAUGUAACGGUCCUGGAUGCAAAUGACAACGCGCCAGUGUUCGAUCAGAACUUUUACAAAGUGAAACUGGCUGAAAACGCACCACGAGGAAUGGUUAUCAUACAACUAAAUGCUACCGAUCUCGAUGAAGGACCCAAUGGAGAGAUCGUGUACUCUUUUAGUGGACACGCACCAACGAGAGUGCGUGAGCUGUUCUCUGUGGAUCCCCGCACUGGAGACAUAAAGGUGAAAGGAUUUAUAGAUUAUGAAAAGGCACGAAUGCAUGAAAUAUACGUACAAGCUAAAGACAGGGGGCCGUCUGCAGUUGCGGUACACUGUAAAGUUAUGGUUAAUAUCGUAGACCUCAACGACAAUCUUCCUGAGGUGAUCCUUACAUCGGUGUCCACACCUGUCCAAGAGGACGCACCCCCUGGCACAGUGAUCGCAGUUAUUAGCGUUAUGGAUAAGGAUUCUGGGGAGAAUGGAAACGUGGACUGUGAAAUUCCUCAUCACGUUCCUUUUCAGCUACACUCUUCCUUUAAAAACUACUACACAUUGGUAACGUGGGAUUUUCUAGACAGAGAGACUAUCUCGGAGUACAACAUCACUCUCACGGCCCGUGAUAUGGGAUCGCCGCCUCUUUUCACUAGAAAAACCAUUCUGGUGCAGGUGUCUGAUAUCAACGAUAACGCACCACGAUUUAAGCAGCCCUCCUACACUGUCUACCUGACAGAAAACAACGCGCCGGGUGCCUCAAUUUGCACCAUCACAGCACAAGACGCUGACGCGGAUCAGAAUUCGUAUCUGUCAUAUUCUAUUUUGGAAAAUGACAUCCACGGAAUGCCAGUCUCCACAUACGUGUCCAUCAAUUCAGAUAAUGGGAACAUUUACGCAUUGCGCUCUUUCGAUCACGAGCACCUCCGAAACUUUCACAUCGUGGUUCAAGCAGAAGAUGCUGGCUUUCCGCCUCUGCGCACGAACGUGACUGUAAACGUGUUUGUUUUGGACCAGAAUGACAACCCGCCAUUAGUUGUUGCCCCGGUGCCUGAGAAUGACACAGCUGCGGUAGUAAUUGUCCCCAGAUAUAUCGAUGCUGGAUACCUAGUGGCUAAAAUCACCGCCAUGGACGCAGACGCGGGGCAAAACUCACGUCUUUUUUAUGAGGUCCUCCAAGCAACAGAUCCCAGUUUAUUCAGUGUUGCCCUGUUCACUGGAGAGAUCAGGACAAUUCGCCGGCUGAUGGACAACGACCCCACGAGGCAGAAACUGGUCGUUUUGAUCAAGGACAACGGUCAGCCGCCCCUCUCGGCCACGGCCUCAAUCAUCUUGUCUGUUGUUGACAACGUGCCAGAAUCCUUGCCUGGUCUCGGCGACCUCGCACUCAGCCCCCAGUACCGGUCAAACCUCACGCUGUAUUUAAUAGUGUCUCUGGGCGCAGUUUCAUUUACCUUUCUAGUGGCUAUUAUUGUCCUGGCCACCAUAAAAGGAUACAGGGACAAAAACUCCGUCCGUGAUCACAGUUCGUCUCUCGGGUCAUGCUGUGGUUUUGAUUCUAAGACCUCUGAUAAUGAUAGCAUAAAAAAGUCUAAUUUGAAUAUUCACAUAUCACCAGGAAUUAAGGGAUCCACGCACUGCGUGGAAGUCAACGGGAAUGAUCCAAUCGGCCAUAACUACUACUAUAAAAUGUGUUUAACUCCAGAGUCAUCGAAGAGUGACUUCAUGUUCCUGAAACCAUGUAGCCCAACUGGAACAAUAGCUUCUCGAAAUAACAUCAAGGAAGUUGACGACAAAACUCUAACUUGGAGCCCUGCAAGCAACAGUCUCAUUACAAAAAAUGAGAGGAUCUCCCCUAAUGAGCUCAAAUGGGGAAAAAAAGAUUGCACCCUGAACAAAAACCAGCUCAAUUAUGCGCAUAAAAGCCAUCCUGCAAUAAACACAGGAAGAACACUGCAGCGCAGAAUGAUUCAAGAUCCAGAUCACUAUGCAUAUCAAUCUGUUUCUCACUACUGGACUUGGGGGAAUCACAUGCAUGCAGAUUUUAAGACUUCACCCAAGAUUGUAGGUAUUCCCAAUCGCUCAUGGACUCCAUGCUACAAGGAUUCACUGCAAUCACCACUGGAUUAUCAGCGUAAUGUUUACAUUCCUGGAACACCAUCGACACACUGUCCCCUUAAGGUGGCUAACAAUGGUGACCUCGAAGUCUACAACUCGUUCUCAACUUUUGGAAAGAAGAAAAAAUUAAUGCCAAACAAUAACUGCGAAGACAAUGCAAUAAUGGCCAAUGAUUUUUUCAAAUGA
Triplophysa dalaica is the source of this 3030-nucleotide messenger RNA. Its product is annotated as protocadherin beta-15. The record is from RefSeq and is a predicted model, not a curated record. NCBI's taxonomy places the organism in Eukaryota, Metazoa, Chordata, Actinopteri, Cypriniformes, Nemacheilidae. The transcript has 5 exons. Gene Ontology annotation, biological process: homophilic cell-cell adhesion. Bases 1 to 3030 code for a protein of 1009 amino acids. Gene Ontology annotation, cellular component: plasma membrane. Gene Ontology annotation, molecular function: calcium ion binding.